Messenger RNA from Heterobasidion irregulare TC 32-1, 1778 nucleotides. RefSeq names its product Mn2+ and Fe2+ transporter of the NRAMP family. Gene Ontology annotation, biological process: intracellular manganese ion homeostasis; iron ion transport. The transcript has 9 exons. Lineage: Eukaryota; Fungi; Basidiomycota; Agaricomycetes; Russulales; Bondarzewiaceae. Gene Ontology annotation, molecular function: manganese ion transmembrane transporter activity; cadmium ion transmembrane transporter activity. Bases 1 to 1764 code for a protein of 587 amino acids. Gene Ontology annotation, cellular component: membrane. The record is from RefSeq and is a predicted model, not a curated record.
AUGACGGUCUACGGCUCUUCGCUCUCCCAGUCUGCUGCUGGCGACGCGGCCCUGCCCCUGCACACGUCUCCGCGGGCCAGCGCAUCGAGGAUGGCGCGGUGGUCUCGGAGGCUGCGGCGGUCGGGGACGGUCGUCGUGAACCACGCGGUCAAGCACACGGGAGUCGGGAUUGUCUGCGCCGUCGCGUACUUUGACCCGGGAAACUGGGGGGUGGACCUGCAGGCAGGGUCGCAGUACGGCUACAAGCUGCUGUUCGUGGUGCUGCUGUCCGGCAUCUUCGCCGUGUUCUUGCAGAGCCUCGCGAGCAAACUGGGCGUGGUGACCGGACUCGAUCUCGCCUCGCACUGCCGGCUGCUGCUGCACGACCGGCCGAGGCACACGCGCCUGGUGCGGUGGCUCGCCCUCUACCCGCUCUACGUCCUCUCCGAGGUGGGCAUCGUCGCGACAGACCUCGCAGAGCUCCUGGGCUCCGCCAUCGCCCUCUGCAUGCUCUUCCCGAGCCUUCCGCUCUGGGCCGGCGUCCUGCUCACCUCGGCGGACGUCCUCGUCAUCCUCGCGCUCGGCGACCCCCUCCGCGGGCGCCCCGUCAAGAUGUUCGAGCUGCUCAUCGCCGUCCUCGUGAUCGCCGUCUUGGUCUGCAUGUGCAUCAUCAUCUCCCGGGUCGACGUCGUCCGGGACCAGGCCUUCGAGGGCUAUCUCCCCUCCAAGACCGUCUUCCAAUCCGGCGCGCUCUACACCUCCGUGGGCAUCCUCGGCGCAACCGUCAUGCCGCACAGUCUCUUCCUCGGCUCGGCCCUUGCCACACAAGACCGCGUCUCGCCCAAUCCGGACAAACUCGCACGCUCGGACGCCUCCUGCUCCUCCUCCUCGACCUCCGGAAGCCAGCUCGGGUCGAUCCGCCGCCUGUCUCCCCGCUCCAUCUGGCGCGCGCUCGCCGACCGGUUCCGCACGCCCCCGCCUCGGUCGACCGGGCCCGAGCCCAAGAACCACGGGGAGCGCGAGAACCAGCCGCUCUCGUUCGUCCGCGCCCACCUGUCCCACGGCAUCGCGGACAUCGUCAUCAGCCUGCUGGGGUUUGCGGUCGUGAUCAACUCGCUCAUCCUCGUCCUUGCCUCGGCCGUGUUCUACUACGGCCCCGAGAGCACCGAUGCUUCGGAAAACCCCGCAAGCUUGUUCGACGCACACGAUCUCAUCAAGCAGACCGUCGGCAGCGGCGCCGCAAUCAUGUUCGCCCUCGCCCUCCUUUGCGCCGGUCAAAGCUCCUCCAUCAUCGCCACCGUCGCAGGUCAAAACGUCUCCGAAGGCUUCAUUCGCUGGCGCACCUCCCCUGUCCUCCGUCGCAUCUACACCCGUCUCCUCGGCCUCAUCCCCUCCAUGGCCGUGGCAAUCGCCGUCGGCCGCCCCGGCAUCAACACCCUCCUCGUCCUCUCCCAGGUCGUGCUCGCCAUCGUGCUCCCCUUCAUCGUCUUUCCCCUUGUCUGGCUCACCUCCACGCGCGCGGUCAUGACCGUCCGGAGCGACCAACCGCCGCGCUCGCCCGAGGAGGACGACAAGGCCGCCGCGACCACCACGACAACCGACGGUUCGUGUGAGAACGACGCGGACGCGCGGAACGAGGGCAGCGUCGACAUCGAGGGCGCGCGCGACGCGAUGGUCGACUUUAGCAACGGCUGGAUCGUCGCCGGCGUCGGCUACGGCAUCUGGCUGAUCGUCGUCGUCGCGAACCUGUAUGUGCUCAUCGAGCUGAUGCUCGGCAACGACUAGGCCCCCCCCCCCCC